Stylophora pistillata is the source of this 1965-nucleotide messenger RNA. Its product is annotated as CDK2-associated and cullin domain-containing protein 1. The record is from RefSeq and is a predicted model, not a curated record. NCBI's taxonomy places the organism in Eukaryota, Metazoa, Cnidaria, Anthozoa, Scleractinia, Pocilloporidae. Gene Ontology annotation, biological process: ubiquitin-dependent protein catabolic process; G1/S transition of mitotic cell cycle; positive regulation of protein kinase activity. Gene Ontology annotation, molecular function: ubiquitin protein ligase binding; protein kinase binding.
GUUAAGAGAAAAACAAAAUGGCGGAGUGACAGUUGGGCGAGCAAGCAACUUGUCAUGUUUUUGCAAGCAAUUCUUGGGAGUUUUGGAAAAUAUAGUGGAGAUGACUACUGAAAGUGUUGUAGAAAGCUCGCUACUAGGACUUUCAAGAGCUACUACUGUUGAUGAUGAGGAAUAUACGUCUCGUUAUUGGCCGAAGCUAGAAGGCGCGAUUUUAUUAAUUUUACAACAAAAUCCUGGAGAAUUUAUCCCGAUUUCGUAUGAAGAAAUGUACAGCACUGUAUAUAAAUGUGUAUGCCAGCAGUACUCUGACAAAAUGUACAACAAUCUGAUGGAACUUGUGACCUCCUAUCUUAGACGAGUAGCUGAAGAACUACAGGUGACCCCAGCUGAAGCUUAUCUUGAAAAGUUUAAUUUUGCAAUGGCACAGUUCUUUCAAGCAGUUAGUGGAAUAGUAGCCAUCUUUAGUUACAUGAAUCGAUUUUAUGUUUCACCAAAACUUCAUACUGAUUUGCAAGCAGAAUUGUGGAAACUGUUUACAAACCUUGUAGCUGACAAUGCAUUCCUGUUCAGAGUGAUUGACGAGGUUUCAUCGAAGCCAUUUGGUGUCAAUCCACAGAUAUUGAUGUCCAUUAUCAAAGGACUUUAUUCACUCAAACCAGAGUUUUCUGAGCGCAAUCCAAUGCUCUUUGCCCGAUUUAUUCCCAACAUUUUACCCCCAACACAGUUUGACCAGCUACCAAGUCUAAUUCAAGAAGACCGUUUGUUACAGGAGGACCUGGUGACGAGCCAGGGCUUUUCAAGAGAGGACACGGGAAAGAAAAGGAGAGGAGAAGAUUUCCAAGGCAGAUAGGGAACGAAUGACUGCCUACACAAUUUAAAAUCGAAGGAAACUAUAGCGCAGAAGGAAUCAAAUCUCUAGGAAAGCGUAACGACCCAACAAAAAAGAAAAGACAACGAAUCUACUGAGAAAUGUUGUGAAAAGGACACCUCAUUCUGGUGUAUACCACAGCAUAACCAGAGGCAUGGCAGUUUCGGCUCUUUCACCUAUUUUAUCUCGCUCUUUUCUGUUUUCCAAAAAUCAAAGGCUUCUUCCCAUUUUUUUUUGCGCAUCAGAAAACAUGUAGAGUUCUUAAAUAUGGAAAUUAUACCUGUCGGGUCGUAUCAGGUGAUUUAGGACUAAGGUAAACAACUGAAAUCUCCACGAGUUUAGUUUUCAUGACUGCGAAACUUUAAUGGACGUUACCCAGUUUACGCCGCUGGAUUACACGAAACACAGCUAUGAGACAAAUAUGGACACCAACUGAAUUACGGAUGUAAAUAAUUUCUGUUUGGGGAAGAGAGAUGUUAAAUGUUUGGUUCAAUUACUGGAGGGGGGCAUUCCUCAAUACAAACUUCAAGAAGUGCUGGUCGAAAAAUCUCGAAUCACUCCGAAAUACUCAAAGAUGACAAAUUUCUGUUUUGUGGGCGUGGCCCCAAUUCAUUUCACCCCUACGAAGUAUCGCUCUAACGUUGGGUAACUAUUUAUAACUAAGUAAUUUCGAAAUUAAAGUUAUUCCCGAUCGCGCAAUGGAUCCCGUCAUUUUUCAGAUCGAUAACUUUAAUGAACCCAAAAAUGUACCUUGGCGAUUGAAGAAACGGGCAUGUUAGCUUUCGACACCUUCAGGGGCACCAAUCUGUUGAUUUUACUCCUAAGAGGAACAAAACCCUGUGUCAUUUUCCUGUGGGAGUAUCCCUCGACUUUUGAAUUUUUGCCUAUUGGUGCAGACUGCACAAAAAGUGAACUUCUGUCGAUAAGAUUGGUACAAUUAUAAUCUUAUGUAAUAGCCUGGGCAAUGUGGUCGAGAGUAUAACAGAAUGUUUCAAGUUUUUCAGACAUUCAUUCGUCAAUUGAAACCUUAAAACCUAAAAAUGAACCGAUGUAGUAAAUAUUCCAGCAAAUAAAAAGUAUUUUGUUUGAUAACUUUA